AUGUCCGGUAGAGGCGGUGCCAUCGGACGACCGCGCGGUCGCCCGAACAAGGUCACCAAGCCUCCCAUUGCCGGCGGUCGCGGACGAGGCCAUCGCCAGUCCUCCGUCACGGCCGACCAAAUAGACGCCCAGCUUCGUGACGAUGAUGAGGAAGACCGUCACUCCGUCAUUGCUAAAACUGAACACCUCCCAGACCAAGACGAAGACGGCGAGCACGACGACGUCGUAGACGAGGAUCACCACGGUCCUCCGAAUCACCACCAUCCAGGCGCUCCUUCCCAGCAGCAGCAGCAGCAGCAGCAGCAUCAACACCAACCGCACUUUGACCUCUCCUCCGCCGCCCACGGCCUUCUCCCCAACGGCCCAAGCCAAGCCGCCCAACAACAAGCAGAAGCCAUACACUCCGCCCUCCAAGGCCUCGUCCCCGGGCCCGGCGCCCAUCAGCAGCAGCAGCAGCCGCCGCCGCCGCACUCCCAGCAUCAGCAACAACACCACCAGGCCCCGCCGCCGCCCCCGCAAAAUUUCGCCAUGGAAGCCCCCAUGGACGCCGGCCCACCACGGACCGCCAUCGACCUCUCCAAGGAGAGCGGCUACCCGGCCCUCCUCAUCGACAGCGCCCUGGCCAAGCGUCUCGCCGACAACACGGGCGUUCGCCUCGCCGUCCAGCGCCGCCAGGACCAGGGCCUCAACCUCAAGCGCCGCAGCAACGUCGAGGCCCUGCUCGCCCACGUCUCGGGCCAGGAGGCGCACAGCCAGUGCAAGAGCUGCCACAAGGGCUACGGCCCCUGGAACGGCUGCAUCGUCGUCAGCGGCCAGAUGUGCGGCAGCUGCGCCAACUGCUGGUUCAACGCCAGCGGCUCGCGCUGUUCCUUCCACGGCCUCGCCGGCCCUGUGCCUCAAGGUCUGCCCGCACCGCCGCCGCCGCCGCCCCAGCACCUCCAGCAGCAGCAGCAGCAACAGCAGCAGCAGCAGCUCGGCCCCAACUUUGCCCCCGGCGGCCUGGACCAGUACGUCCGCAGCAUCCUCGACCGGCACGUCCUCGAGGCCCGCGCCGACGACCCCCACGUGCGCUACCAGUUCCGCAUCGACGCCGCGGCGCGGCAGCUCGCGCUCGCGACGGCCGAGUACAGCGACUUCCUGCAGGCGCAGCAGGCGCACGAGCAGCAGCAGCAGCAGCAGCAGCAUGAGCAGGGUCCCGAGGGCGACCACGGGCAGGGCAUGCGGGAGGUGGAGGAGGGGGAGUAG
Verticillium dahliae VdLs.17 is the source of this 1245-nucleotide messenger RNA. RefSeq lists its product as uncharacterized. The coding region runs from base 1 to 1245 and encodes 414 amino acids. The record is from RefSeq and is a predicted model, not a curated record. The transcript has 2 exons. NCBI's taxonomy places the organism in Eukaryota, Fungi, Ascomycota, Sordariomycetes, Glomerellales, Plectosphaerellaceae.